This is a messenger RNA of Alternaria metachromatica, 846 nucleotides long. RefSeq lists its product as uncharacterized. Lineage: Eukaryota; Fungi; Ascomycota; Dothideomycetes; Pleosporales; Pleosporaceae. The coding region runs from base 1 to 846 and encodes 281 amino acids. The transcript is spliced from 3 exons. The record is from RefSeq and is a predicted model, not a curated record.
AUGCCCACCCGCGCCAAAUCUCAUACAUUGAGGUGGUCAGACCUCAAGUUCGAAAAGUUCGACCAGGAAUAUUGCUGUGUUGUCACCUUCCACUAUCUCAAGGGAAGCAACGAUCCGCAUGACCAGAGAAACGAGCAAGGCGCGCGCCGAUUCUUUUUUGCCCCCAAACAGGAACGGCUCCACCUCGACUUGAGCGCGCUCCUCUUCGCUGAAGCGUAUACUCGCGGAUUGUUUGUAGACCAUCUCGAUGUCCUUCUCAGCAAAGAUUCAGAUCGAUUCCCCGCAAUUAGGCUGGAAGUGGCCAAGCAGGCUGUACUCGUCGCGGCAAAUACCGAGUGUGAGCUCCUCGUCGAACAGGAGAUGCGAGCAAGGGCCCUUAACGGGAAGCUGCAGCAGUUCUGUCUCUCUAUCGGAAUUCUCUGUUACGUCUCAAUGUACGCGUUCAGACGACAAGCCGCACAGGAAGCCAAGAGCAUGCACUCGACCGAAGAGGCCAUCGCACUGCUCAACCAUGCCCCCACCAACCCAACCACGAUGCUCAACUACGACCAGCACGGCCGGUCGCUAAAGGAGGAGAUCGACGCACGCGCACGCCAGCUCGUCACCUCAGAUCCACAGUACGAGAAGCUCGAGGCCGAACUCCACAACAUCCUCGAACAAACGCACGAGACGCUUCAAGCCCACGGCCACCUCCCCCACGACGAACCAUACCAGAUAACAGCCAAGAACGUCGUAAGGUACAGAGCGCUGGCAGAGAGUGCCAACCAGCCUGAUCUGGUGGAGAUAAGGAAGAAGCUCGAAGAACACCUCAUCCUGCGCGAAUAUGAGCGGAGAGGUAUUACUUAA